UAGCUAAAUGCCGUAGCAGUUCAAGUUCUUGUGAAAUAAUGAAAUAAGAUUGUUUUUUUCUUUUUGAUACAUUUUUCAAUUAAAAAAUUAAAAUAAACAUUAAAAAUGUUUAGGUCUAUUCGGGAGUUUUCCCGAAUUCAAAACAAUAUUACAAAAAUUCUCAAUAAGUCCGUUUCAACCCUGCCGAUUCUACCAAAACAAAAUGCCAGUUUUUCCUGCACUCGAAAACAAUUUAAACUUUUCAAAUCGGAAUAUAACUCGAUUGUAAGAGUUUUAAGCAGUUCCUUUAAUCUAACACCGGCCGAAGUGCGUAGUUUCCAUAAAUCGCUGUUUUCCGGUCGCAAAAGUGACGUUCCUCGUAAUUCCAGCGACAAAGAUAGUCCCGAUAAAGGAGCAGCAUCAUCAAACAGUGGAAGCGGUAGCAGCAGCAGCAAUGGAAACAAUGGAGGAAAAAAAGAUGACAAUGAAAAUGAAAAAAUGAAAUCAGUUCUGACUAAGGUCUUCCUCUGGGUCUUUACUGUUUACAUGUUUUUGACAUUUGCAUCGCUUUUCUUCAAGAGGCCAGACAGACCAGAGACAUCAACAAGAUAUGUUUCUUGGAAUGAGUUCGUUCACCAUAUGCUGGCCGCAGGUGAGGUUAAAGAGCUCAUCAUUCGUCCAGACAUGGAGAUGGUCACCAUUAUUCUGCAUGAAGGAGCCAUUAUUAAAGGUCGACAAGUUGCUUCAUCAAUCUUCCAUAUGGCAAUUGCAGAUGCUUCGAAAUUCGAGCUAAAACUACGAGAUGUUGAAAAACGGUUAGGAAUCAAAGAAGGUGUUUCAAUAACUUAUGACAGACAAAGUGAUAUUACUGGACGAAUUUUGGUGCUUUUGGUAUUCUUUGCCCUUUUCAUGGCAUUGGCAUCUCGCAUGAAAGGAAUGAAAAGUCCAAUCAGCAUGGAUUCAUUUACUCAGAUGGGCCGAGCAAAGUUCACUCUAGUUGAUCCUUUAGAUGGUGGACGUGGAGUUCUUUUCAAAGACGUAGCUGGUCUCAAGGAAGCUAAACAGGAAGUUGUAGAAUUUGUCGACUACCUUAAGUCACCGGAAAAGUAUCAAACAUUGGGAGCUAAAGUUCCCAAAGGAGCAUUGCUGCUGGGACCACCGGGAUGUGGAAAAACCCUUCUAGCCAAAGCUGUUGCUACCGAAGCUCAAGUUCCUUUUUUGAGCAUGAAUGGCUCUGAAUUUAUCGAGAUGAUUGGUGGUCUUGGAGCAGCAAGAGUAAGAGAUCUUUUCCAAGAGGCCAACAAACGUGCUCCUUGCAUAAUAUACAUUGAUGAAAUCGACGCCAUUGGGAGAGCAAGAUCAGGUGUUGGUUCGGGAGCAGGCGGUGGCGGAGGAGGUUCUGGUGAAUCGGAACAAACAUUAAAUCAGCUUCUAGUCGAAAUGGAUGGUAUAUCGUCAAAGGAGGGUGUUCUUAUGCUGGCGAGUACGAAUAGAGGUGAUGUUCUGGAUAAGGCACUUCUUCGACCUGGACGUUUUGAUCGGCAUAUAUUGAUUGACCUUCCGUCACUGGAAGAACGAAAGGAAAUAUUCGAAAAACAUCUGUCAGGGAUCCAAUUAGAAAAUGAUCCUAGUAAAUACUCCGAACGACUUGCAAGACUGACUCCAGGCUUUUCCGGAGCAGACAUUGCAAAUGUUUGCAACGAAGCAGCCCUACAUGCAGCUAGAAGUUCCCAAAAAGUGGUUCUAACCAAGAAUCUUGAGUAUGCUGUGGAGAGACUUGUUGGUGGUACUGAAAAGCGAUCGCAUGCUUUAUCUCAAGUUGAGCGCAAGGUAAUAGCCUAUCAUGAAUCGGGGCAUGCACUUGUUGGCUGGCUGUUGCCGAAUUCGGAUGUGCUCCUCAAGGUGACCAUUGUACCGCGGACGAGUCUGGCGCUGGGUUUUGCCCAGUACACCCCGAGUGAACAAAAAUUGUUUACAAAGGAAGAACUGUUUGAUAAAAUGUGCAUGGCUCUCGGUGGGCGUGCUGCAGAAAACCUCAUGUUCAGUCGUAUAACAACCGGAGCUCAGAAUGAUCUGGAAAAGGUCACAAAGAUUGCUUAUGCUCAGAUUAAGAAAUUCGGCAUGAACGAUAUAAUUGGUCCCAUGUAUGUAACAGAUGCAGAUGAAAAUGAUAAUGGCCCGUCAGGUGAUAAGCCCUUUUCAAAAGCUUUAGAUAAUUUAAUAGACCGAGAAGCUAGAAAACUGGUUUCAGCUGCAUACGAAAAUACUGAAAAAGUUCUCAAAACCAACAGAGACAAGCUAAUUAAGCUCGCUGAAGCCUUACUGGAAAAAGAGACUUUGAAUUAUGAUGAAGUUGUAAGUUUAAUAGGACCGCCAUUACAUGAAAAGGCGAAACGUAUGAUUGAGCCAGUUGAUUUUGAAGACUCACUGAAAAACCUUAGCGGGGAAUCAACUUAAAAGAUGCGAUUACAAAAAAUAUUUAAGUGUGAUUAAGUGCUUUUUCAUAAUUUAGGUUUUAUUAUCUCUUUAAAAGAAAUGCUAAUUUAAAAUGUUUGAUGUUGUUAAAAAAAAUAUUAAAAACUUAUAAAAAACUA
Messenger RNA from Eupeodes corollae, 2573 nucleotides. It is a transcript of the gene Spg7, whose product is annotated as paraplegin. The transcript has 8 exons. Gene Ontology annotation, biological process: mitochondrial protein processing; protein-containing complex assembly. Gene Ontology annotation, cellular component: membrane; m-AAA complex. Lineage: Eukaryota; Metazoa; Arthropoda; Insecta; Diptera; Syrphidae. Gene Ontology annotation, molecular function: ATP binding; zinc ion binding; ATP hydrolysis activity. The record is from RefSeq and is a predicted model, not a curated record. Bases 106 to 2436 code for a protein of 776 amino acids.